This is a messenger RNA of Manduca sexta (tobacco hornworm), 1648 nucleotides long. Its product is annotated as oxygen-dependent choline dehydrogenase-like. NCBI's taxonomy places the organism in Eukaryota, Metazoa, Arthropoda, Insecta, Lepidoptera, Sphingidae. The record is from RefSeq and is a predicted model, not a curated record. Gene Ontology annotation, molecular function: oxidoreductase activity, acting on CH-OH group of donors; flavin adenine dinucleotide binding.
AUAUUUGUCACAAAUUUUCCAGAUACCGGGUUUGUAUUCACUCGUGGACUACUCUUUCGAAGACUGGAACUAUUACACAGUCGACGAUGGAUACACAAGUCAAGCGCACAAAUCAAAGAACAUACACCUCACCAGAGGCAAAAUGCUCGGAGGCUCCAGUGGCGCUAAUUACAUGCUUUACGUUAGAGGUAAUAAGAGGGACUACGACGAAUGGGAAGAAAACGGACUGGAGGGAUGGUCUUGGGACUCUGUACUACCUUACUUUAUAAAGAGCGAGCGCCUACAUUCAGAGGAAAUAUUGGCAAGCCCUUCAGCUGAUCUGCACGGUACAGAUGGAUAUCUAGGCGUGACUCGGCCACUCUGGCAAGGAAAAGUAGAAAACGACUUAGAAGCGUUCAAGGAAAAUGGGCAUGAAAUUCUAGUCGAUACUAAUGGAUACAAUCAGUUAGGAUACUCCUUACCUACGUUUACUAUAGACAAUAAGACUCGUCAAAGCACGUCGUUUGCAUUUCUUAGACCUAUAAAAGAACGUGAAAAUCUGCGAGUAUUGGUAAACACUUAUUGUAGGAAGAUUCUAUUUGAUGAAAAAUGCGCAAUUGGUGUAGAGGUAAAGCUUCCAAACGGAAAAAUUAUAAAUCUGACGGCUGAUAAAGUAAUACUUUCAGGUGGAGCUAUUAACAGUCCACAAUUGUUAAUGUUAUCUGGCGUCGGACCCAAAAAACAUUUGGAAGAAAUGGGCAUACAAGUUUUACUAGAUGCACCAAAUGUAGGCGAAAAUCUCCAGGACCACCCACAGUUCCAAUAUUUAUAAAUAAAGGCAAGAAUAUUUCAUCGUUGCUUGAUAGUGUUGAUAUAGUAAAUAAUCUAGACAAAUAUCCCAAUCCUUUACUAGUGGGACACGUGGCGUUGAAUAAAUCACAAACAUAUCCUGAUUAUGAAACUUUUUCCCAUGCCGUUUGGAUGUUGGUUCUCCGGUAACUUUGCUUGCUUGUAGCCAUGUUAUUAGAUAUGAAAAUGAUAUAUGUGAGCAAUUUGUCCAGAUCGGAGAGAAAAAUCAACUACUUCUUGUACUUAACGUUCUACUUCAUCGAAAAUCCAGAGGAAGGGUUUAUUUGGAAAAUAAAAACCCAGAGGAGAAAGCACUCGUAUAUAAUGGUUAUUACUCGGACCCAGACGAUUUGGAUAAACAUACAAAGAUUAUGGAAGAUUUUCUAACCGUUUUAAAUACAACGCAAAUGCGAAAAAUCAAUGCAACAGUUUUUAGUUCUAUAAGUCAAUGUAAGGAUUUGAUAAUGAACACACCUGAGUAUUGGAAAUGCUACAUUUUGAACAUGGUCACUACUUUGUGGCAUCCUGUAGGGACGUGUGCCAUGGGGCCUGAGGGAGAAGGUGUAGUAGAUGCUUCGUUCCUAGUUUACGGUACCAAAGCCCUUCGAGUGAUAGACGGGAGUGCGAUGCCGAAGAUAGUUAGUGGAAACACAAACGCGCCAAUCAUCAUGAUGGCUGAGAAGGGUGCUGAUGAGAUUAAAAAGGCUCAUGGAAUACGUAUAUUUUAAGACGCUCAAAUACUAUGCGUGAUUUUCUUACUGGACUUUGUACUGUUUUGCCGAAUAUUUUCUUUAUUAAAUAUAAACUUUAGAUUCCAAUU